GUGGCGCAGCGGUUCGCCGCUUUGAAAGUGACAGGAGAGCUGCUUGUUGUUGACAUUUAUUUAUUUUUUUCUACCGUGUGCUGCUUUCUUGGUGCGGCGGAGGCAGAGAUGGACGACCAGGGCUGUCCGAGAUGCAAAACCACCAAAUACAGGAACCCGUCGCUGAAGCUGAUGGUGAACGUCUGCGGACACACGCUAUGCGAGAACUGCGUGGAGAUGCUGUUCGUGCGCGGCUCGGGCAACUGCGUGCAGUGCGACACGCCCCUGCGGAAGAGCAACUUUCGCGUGCAGCUCUUCGAAGACCCGACCGUAGACAAGGAGGUGGAGAUUCGCAAGAAGGUGCUGAAGAUUUACAACAAGAGAGAUUUUGACUUCCCCAGCCUGAGAGAAUAUAACGAUUAUCUGGAGCAAGUGGAGGACAUAGUGUAUAACCUGACAAACAACAUUGAUGUGGAGAACACCAAGCUGAGGAUGGAGCAGUACCAGAGAGAGAACCGAGAUAUCAUCCAGAAGAACAAGGCGAAGCUCACGCGAGAACAAGAAGAGCUGGAGGAGCUGCUGUUGCUGGAGCAGCAGGGCAAUGAGCAGCGGAGACUAGAAGUGCUGCAGGAGGAGCAAAGACAACUACAGGCCAAGAAGAAGAACAAACAGGCUCUGCUGGACGAACUGGAGCAGUCUCAGCUUCCUGCCACCAUCUUACUUGCCCAACACAAGGUCCGCGCUGCUCAGCUGGAGACCCAGAUAGAGCAGCAGAAACAGGCUGUGAAGCCUACCAAUCUAUUUUCAACUGGAAUCCAAAUGCGUCAAACAGUGUCUCUCCAGCCUGUGCCCAGGAUAGAGGAGGUUCUGUACCGCUACAACCCCCUUCAGGUUGAAACCUACGGACCCCCGGUGCCUGAACUGGAGCAGCUGGGCAGACUCGGGUAUCUGAACCACGUGCGGGCUGCCAUGCCUCAGGACACAGCUGGAGGAUACACCUCGGCUCUGGCGUGUUAUCGAGCCGUCCAGGAUGCUUUCAGCGGGCUGUUCCCUACGAAAGGCUGAACCCGACCAGAGUCAGACUGAAUGGACUAUAAAUACAGCACUGCUACCACGGUGCUGCUGUGGUGGGUAGUGCUCCCACACAUCACUGCUCAUACUUUUUUAUAUUUUCCGUUACUUUUAUUUGUAAAUAAAUGAAAAUUAACACUGA
Stegastes partitus (bicolor damselfish) is the source of this 1192-nucleotide messenger RNA. It is a transcript of the gene mnat1, whose product is annotated as MNAT1 component of CDK activating kinase. Gene Ontology annotation, cellular component: transcription factor TFIIH holo complex. The transcript is spliced from 8 exons. The coding region runs from base 109 to 1044 and encodes 311 amino acids. NCBI's taxonomy places the organism in Eukaryota, Metazoa, Chordata, Actinopteri, Pomacentridae. Gene Ontology annotation, molecular function: cyclin-dependent protein serine/threonine kinase activator activity. The record is from RefSeq and is a predicted model, not a curated record. Gene Ontology annotation, biological process: nucleotide-excision repair; positive regulation of cyclin-dependent protein serine/threonine kinase activity; regulation of transcription by RNA polymerase II.